AUGUGGCAACCAAAUAUUCUCGGCAUCAAAAGUCUGCGUGGAAAUGCGCUGGUCACGGCUUACAUGGUUUGCUGCGGCAUUGCAUUCACGAUGUUCGGAUAUGAUCAGGCUGUUGUCGGAGCUCUGUCAAACAAUCCCUCGCUUCUCCAUCACAUGGGAGUAAUUAAGACCGACCCUCUUAUAGUUGGGUGCAUAGUGGCUAUCUUCUCCGUUGGUGCGAUAUUUGGCAGUGCUGUAACAAUGCUAAUUGGCUAUCGUACCGGCCGACGUUGGCUUAUUUUCAUCGGCUGUUUAUUCCUCGUCAUUGGUGCUGCCUUGCAAGCCACGUCCUUCAGCCUCGCCCAGAUGAUCGCCGGCCGACUGAUUGCAGGCUUUGGCGUUGGCUUCGUAAGCUGCACCAUUCCGUUGCUCGCCUCAGAAAUUGCGAAACCCAACAGACGCGGUAUUUUGAUUGCUGCACUUUUCACACUUGCAGUAGUAAGUGCAAUGGCGAAGUGUUCAAACGACGAAUUUAUAUGGCGCUUCCCUGCUGCUUUCCAGGGCUUUUUUGGUACAUUUACAGCGGUAUGGUUUCCUAACCGUUACCAGCUCGCCUUUCAGAGAUGUGCUAAGUCCCAAACUCAGGCGACCAUCUUCUUGCUCCCUGAAUCACCUCGAUGGCUGUAUGCUCGGGGCUAUGUCGAAGCAGCGAACAAUGUCUUGGCUCGUGUGUAUGACCAGACAGAGCAUUCAGAGCUUAUACAAGCAACCUACGCCGCACUCAAAGCUGAGGUUGACGAUGAAGAAAAACGCGAAGAGAAGGGGUUUCGGCUGUUUACUCAAUGCAUCAAGGCUAUGUUCUGGGACACGACCGACCUUAAGCUCGGUAGGCGGUUACGCCUGUGCUUUUUGGUUAUGAUGCUGCAGGAAAUGAGCGGCUUGAACGUGAUCGUUCCGUAUACAAACAAUCUGUUUGAGAUCGACCUGAAGUUCGACGCGCUCAAGUCCAUCAUGAUUGCUGCCAUCAUUCAAGUCGCGUGGGCCGCUUUCACCACCUGCGGAAUGCUUACCAUUGAACGAUGGGGACGCCGACCGACACUCAUGAUUGGCACCACGAUUUGCACUCUCGGCAUGACUGGAUUUACCAUCUCCAUUGCGAUCGGCAGUGAGAGCGCCGGCUGGGCAGGGAUGGUCAUGUUGAUCGUCUUUUUCUUUGGCUUUGCCUUCGGCAUGCUACCCAUGAGCUGGCUGUAUCCUUCCGAGAUUCUGCCACUGCACAUGCGGCACGUCGGACUGGGCGUCGCGGGCAUCACGACUUGGCUCUUCACGUUCCUCACUGUCUUCACGGGUCCAAUAUCUUUCACCGCUACUGGGUACAAGAUCUUCAUUCUCUACAUCAUCUUCAAUGCGCUUGUAUUUCCCUAUGCCUACUUUCUGAUGGUGGAGACAAAGGAUAAGACUUUGGAGGAAGUGAACCUCGCCUUCAGCCCGGUCGCCGCUGCCAGCAUCCUCGGGCCCCAGGUGAUGGCCAGGACUCAUGAUGAGAAAGAUCAGAUGAGCGGCCAAGUUGUCGAGAAAGAAUGGUGA
Messenger RNA from Cladophialophora psammophila CBS 110553, 1566 nucleotides. RefSeq lists its product as uncharacterized. Gene Ontology annotation, cellular component: membrane. Gene Ontology annotation, biological process: transmembrane transport; carbohydrate transport. The transcript has 7 exons. Lineage: Eukaryota; Fungi; Ascomycota; Eurotiomycetes; Chaetothyriales; Herpotrichiellaceae. Bases 1 to 1566 code for a protein of 521 amino acids. The record is from RefSeq and is a predicted model, not a curated record. Gene Ontology annotation, molecular function: carbohydrate:proton symporter activity.